AUGGCACCCGUCCUCGCCAAAUCGCUCAGUCGCCUAUCACGAGAGUCAAUCAUAGAACUUGGGCUCAAAUGGCUUCAAGAAAAUCGUCCUUCGUCAGCACCCUAUUUACUGUGCAACCGCACCGGGUUCGAAGUCGAUGAAGAGGACUACCUGCACACACCAGCCGAGAGUCUCGAGGAAUUGCGAAACCUGUACCACGAUCUCCGCAAGCAUCCCAGCCAGACGACCAAGCGCGACGUAAUCGACCGCAUCGUCGACGGCGAUUGGCGUCGCGGACUCUCUCUGCAUCAAUAUGCAACCAUCGAUUUCGCGUACCUGGAACAGAACGACGCCGCUUUAAAGUGGAGCGCUCUGAAAUUGGUGCCCCUCCAGACAGAGGCAGAGAAACCACUGGACGGCGACGACGGCGACGAUGGGCGACAUCCAGCGAAGAAAAAACGAAAAUUAAACCCCGGCCUACUAGAACCAACCUAUCCCCACGUCUCGCCGGAAGUCUUUCUCUCAGCCCUGAAAGCGGAGAUAUCACCACUGGUCAAAGCUCAUUAUCACGUCCACCGCAUGCCUUCGCCGUACAGCCUCACCAUCCUUCGACUCUGGAUACAGCCAAACUCGGCAUUUGCGCCCAGAGGGUCGAAAGUCCCGCGCCGUCCCAAACAAGCCACCGACGCAGGUCGCAUAAUGUAUAUCGCAUUACCAGACAGCUGUCCGUACGUAUACAUCUCCAUCUCCGGCUCGGCGACAAGCUCGACUGGACGGUCCAAGGGCAGCGUUAGGGACGCCAAGGAGAAAGUGAUGGCCAAAGUGGACAUGGCAGCCCUGAAGCGGAUUGUCCUCGAAGCAAUUGCGAAAGCACUCUCCCGGCCGCACCAGCGCUGGGCAUUAGAGUCGACGAACCUUGUUGCAAAAUCAUUAAAGACGAUGUGCGAGCUGCGGGGGAACCAAAAACCCGGCACCAGCGGCGGAGCCUACAGUACCUUCGCGGACUGUGGCAAAGCAGUCGACAACAGUCCCGUCGACGUGCAGAUGACGGCCGAUAAAUCCGAGCAGCAAGACGACAGACAGCGCAUGGUCGAGGAGCGAUUCGGUCUGACGCAAGGCGAGCACUACGCGCCUCUCGACCGCGUGCACGUUAAGCUUACCAAUCCGGUUCGGCCGGAUGAGUGGGGAGACGAAGACGCCAGUUCGUCCACGGAAGACCAUGCGAAGUGCGAAAUCACACUGACAUUUACGGGGAGCAACGUGUUUGGCGGGCUUAAGAAACUCGCGGAGCUGGGGCCCACGUAUGUCGAUCUGGAGAAAAUGCCCGCUUGGAUGACGGGUGAAUUGGGCGUCAGUAAUCUCACUGUCUGA
Cladophialophora carrionii CBS 160.54 is the source of this 1350-nucleotide messenger RNA. RefSeq lists its product as uncharacterized. The record is from RefSeq and is a predicted model, not a curated record. Gene Ontology annotation, biological process: CENP-A containing chromatin assembly; chromosome segregation. The transcript has a single exon. Bases 1 to 1350 code for a protein of 449 amino acids. NCBI's taxonomy places the organism in Eukaryota, Fungi, Ascomycota, Eurotiomycetes, Chaetothyriales, Herpotrichiellaceae.